This is a messenger RNA of Neoarius graeffei (lesser salmon catfish), 5588 nucleotides long. RefSeq names its product SR-related CTD-associated factor 1 (gene scaf1). The record is from RefSeq and is a predicted model, not a curated record. Gene Ontology annotation, molecular function: RNA polymerase II C-terminal domain binding. Bases 360 to 4487 code for a protein of 1375 amino acids. The transcript has 7 exons. NCBI's taxonomy places the organism in Eukaryota, Metazoa, Chordata, Actinopteri, Siluriformes, Ariidae.
UGAUGACUCUGAUUGGCUGGUAAUGUAAAACAGACAACAUCAAUCUGUCACAGGAAGUGUGAUGUUCAUUUACACUAUCUGUUCUGGAUCAGUCAGAGUUGAAAGUUGACGCGUGUGUGUGUGAGAUGAUGGUUCAGUGGGCUGCUGUUUAUCCAACACUACGUUCCUUAUGUCUCAGCUGUGCUCUCAGCAUGGGCUCACGGAUGGUCUCUUUGAUGUGAAACCUGCGUCAGCCAUCAGAGUAAACGAGGCUUUGUUGCUGGAAGAAGGACAGGCUACACCUUUGACAGAGAGCUCCUUCCGACAUCGCUUAAGCUAGAACAGUGGUUUCUACACUGCUCUGUCGAACCGUGGCACAGAUGCCCAGGCCGUCUCCUCUCUGCACCUCUAAGAGGGUGCCAGAGACUGUAAAAAGCCCUCUCCCUUCUUCUCCCUCCACAUCUCCGUCCUCACCCUCAUCUGCUCCUUCUUCCCCCUCCUCUGCUUUCUCAACCUCUCCUGGAAGAAUGGGAACAGGAUAUCGCGAGGAGGAGGACGGCACCUGUGCUGGGAAUAAUCGGGUCAGAAAAACAGGCGGAGAUGGCGUGUCGUCGACCUCAUCAUCUCUGGCUCCCUCGUUGCUCUCUGCACCUCCUACAGCUUCUUUACAUCAUCUGUCUUCAUCACCCCAUCUUUAUGACAAUGGCCAGAGGGAGGACAUGGACACGGAGAUAUAUGACCCCUUUCAACCCACAGAGGGCGAGGGCAUGCCAGGCGUAGUGGCCGGAGACGAAGGAGAUAAGUACGACCCCUUUGAACCCACCGGAUCACCAGCAUCAGAGAAAGAGAUGAACGAUGAUCAAGAUGGAGAGGAGGAAAGUUCGAUCAGCAGCAUAAGAAUAGCAUGUGACAUAAAGGACACUAAAGAGGUGGAGCUGGAGACAACUCCUGAGGCAGAGGGUCCGCCUCCAGACUCAACAGAGACAGGAGAGCGACUGUUGGUGUCUGAGCACACGCCUACACAGGUGAACAGGAUCAAACAUACGAGACAACGAGGAAAAGAUCGAAGAGAAGAGGAUGACUCAGAGCACUCAGAAAUAGAAGAAGGAGAGAUUGUGGGUGUUGCUGAGAGCAGAAGGGAAAGGGAGAUUGAGAUAAGAAGGGAGGUGCUGCUACCGUCCUCGGGGAGUCCUUCAUUCUUACAGGGGGGAGGUCUCAAACCUGAGAGGAUACUGCGAGUCCUUGACGGUGAAGGAUUUGUAUCAAUUCGAGCGGAGGGUGACUGGGACAAACAACCGGUGCCCCCUAUUGGCAUGGGAGACCUGAGAAGGAAACUCACCAACAGACGAAAACAGAGAUUCAGAUCUUGCCCUUCUUCAGCAUCCAUAUCGCCGCCUCCUGCAUCUGUCCUACCCAUACCAUCUCUCUCCCCACCGGCAUCCCAACCCCAGGCCACGGAGAAGGUAAGGAGUCGCAGAUCUUCCAAAAGCUCCAAGGAGAGAGAUCGGCGCAAGAUGAAAGGACAGGAAAAGGAAAAGCGAAAGAAGAGGAAAGAGGAAAAGGGGGAAUCGGAAAGAGCAAGUAGAGAGAACAAGGAGAGGGAGCAUGAAAGGAGGAGCAGAAGAGAAGGAAAAGACAAGGACAGGAGGAGGAGCAGCAGAAGUUAUAGUCAAACAAGGAAGACCACACAUCGCAGCUCUCCAGAGCCAUCUUCUCACUCCCAUAACGCCUCUCGGCAUACGCACAGUCGCAGGUCCUGGUCCAGCCCCUUGGAAGGCCACCACCGAGGGAGAGACCGAAAUCGGGACAGAGACCGGGAAAGGGAUCGAUACCGAGACAGGAGGAGAGAUAACCGAGAGAGAGAUAAAGACUCCAGAAUGAGAGAAGGAAGGAAGAGGGAUCAGGAGGAACGAAGCAAGAGGUCAGAUAGCCGAGAGAGGGGGGAUGCAAAAAGGAGAAGAGAGAGCAGCAAUCGAAGAGACGGGGAGAAAGAAAGAGGGCGGGAAAGGGAGCGGGACAGGAGAAGAGAUGGCCGUCCUGUCGUACCUCCGUCUAUUCAGGACCUGAAUGGCUCGGACCUUUUCGCAAUCAAACGUACCAUCACUGUUACCACUACACCCACCAAUACCUUGAUCACUACCUCUCCUUCCCACACCCAGGAUCGGGCCCAGAGUCCUACACAAGACUCGGAUAAACCCCGCAAGCGCAAGAGGAAACGGAGGAGACGCUCUGAUGAUGAGGAGCAUAGGAGCAGAUCUCAUCCCACCUCUCUAAGCCCUGUUCGAUACCAUGGUUAUGAAUCGGACCGGCUCUCGGACCAGCCCGAGCCAGACAUGCUUUCUUUGGAUGGAGAGGCGUUGGACUCUGAUUACCCUUCACUUGAGGACUCCCCUCUGCUCCCUCCUCCCCCUGAACCUCCUUUGCCAAGCCCCAAACUCAAAUCCCCAGCUCUCAAAAGUAGCCGGCACCAUCAGAAGAAGAAAUCCAGAUCGAGGAGCAAAAAACUGGGCCAGUCUGAAUCAUCCACUUCCUCCUCUUCUCACAGACCCAAAGCAAGCAAAAGUAAAAGCCUUUUGCCCUCACUGUCCUCGCCUCUUUCUGCAUCCUCUGGCAACACUGCUCCCCUUUCUCUCGCUGCUUCCUCAUCCUCUGCCAAAAGAGUACGGAAGACUGGGAAAGAUAAACCAAGCAAGAAGGAAUCCAGUCGCUCAGGAAGAUCCAAGAAGCUUGGCGGAAGCAGCAGGAAGGGUAAACUACAGUCUAAAGUCUCGGUGCUGGUCCGGGAGGGAGUAAGCAGCACCACAGGAAACUCUGGUAAACUGGGUAUUGAUCUUCUGGGACCCAGUGGAACAACAGGACCCUCAGUGGUGGGCGGGUCUAUAGCUGUUGUUUUCCGUCGGGACAACGAAAGCCGAUCUCCAUUCCUGAAGCCCUGCUCAGAACCGCUUUCCUUGCCUGGCAGAGUCAAAGAUUUGAAUAAGACUGGCAAGCAGCGGAAUACCCUUUCAUCCCUGUCCUCAACGAACCCAACAGGACUCAAGUCAAAGAAAGCCAAGCCAAGCUCCACCACCUCCACAUCAUCAUCUGCAUCCUCACCCACAUCAUCCUCAGCAGCAAAACGCAGACGAAGGCCAGGAAAGAAGUCCCGGGAGAAGGGUCUUGUAGUUGACGGGCCUAACACCAAAGGUGCCAACAGCAGUACAUUGGGAUCUGGUUGGACUGAUGCUGCAGAUAUUCAGCCUUUGGGUGGAAUCGGUCCUAAACCAUCAAGUCCACCCUCCACACAUCCUGGGCCCACACCUUCAUCUGCAUCUUCAUCAUCAUCCUCCUCCUCAUCGACAAGUAUUCUUCCCCCAUCUUCCUCGCCCCCUCACACUCCUCCAUUGUCUUUACCGCCUUCUCGAGACACUAGAGAAUCAUCUCCAGACUCUCAGACUGUAGACAGCAGCUGCAAGACUCCUGAACCUUCUUUCCUUUCAGAAGAGUGCCCUGUUCAGUCUCAGUCCACCCUGCUUGUGCCUGCAAAGUCACCUCCUAGCCCACCACCGUCAAGAGGAGAUGGAAUUUCGCAGUCUGUCUCCAAACUGCUCCCACUCGAUGACCAGAAGACGUCACCACCUUGCUCUACUUCAUCAGCGUUGGCCGCAGCUUCUCUUGCACAUUCCAUUCCUCCUCUGGCAGCUGAACCUUCCUCAUCCUCCUCAGCUUCAGUGUCCUCUUCAACGGUCAGUAAGCCUCCGCCCCCUCCACCCCCACCCUCUGCUGUGCCACCUUUGCCCUGGAGCCUUCAGACAGGCGUAGACUGCACCGCUGGAGGCGUACUUGCGUUGACUGCUCUCCUGUUUAAGAUGGAGGAAGCCAACAUUGCCAGUCGAGCCAAAGCGCAGGAGUUCAUUCAGGCCACGAGCCAGAUUCUCUCUCAGGCUAACCAGAACCAGCCCCAGUCACAUUCUACAUCUUCCUCCUCUGCCUCACUAGUUCCUCCUCCUCCUCCAUCACACGCCCCGCCCCCAGGUCCAACUCCCACCCAGUUCAUUCUCCAUGGCUCCCUCCCAUUGGUUGGCUGCACCAAAACCCCACCGGCACACCUACAUCCUGGAAUUUCAUUGGGUGGUGGAUGUGCUCAGACUCCACCUCCUCCACUGCCCAUGGGGCUGUCUGGGGCAGCAGGGGGUGCCAGUGAGACAGGCUGGGAUGUAGACAGUAAAGACCCUGACAAGUAUUUAAAGAAGCUGCACACCCAGGAGAGGGCAGUAGAGGAAGUGAAGUUGGCCAUCAAGCCGUACUACCAGCGCAAAGACAUCAACAAAGAAGAGUACAAGGACAUCCUGAGGAAAGCUGUGCAUAAGAUCUGUCACAGCAGGACGGGUGAGAUCAACCCGGUGAAGGUGAGUAACCUGGUGAAACUCUACGUGCAGAGGUACAAGUAUUUCAGGAAGCACGGCCGCAAAAUGGACGACGAGGACAAGGAAGAGCGAGACUCCGCCUCCCUGCACAGCUCCACGUGAUUGGACAUCGGGACCGCUUUGUUAGGAAUUUGUGAUUCUCCACCGCUGUGCUACGUGCUGUUCAUGUGAAGUCCCGAACUCCACCUCCACACUAUGCCACGCCCCUUUCCUAUGUGUUUCAUCUAAAUGUGGGGUUAGAGACGAGCACACGCUUUGGAGGGAGAGAUAAAGAACGUGUGUUUUUGUACUACUUUAGGUUCGUCACAAUUCAAGACACUACAUGGCUGUGCUUUCUCUCUCCCUCUGAAUGAAGAAUGUUAAAAUAUUCAACAGAUUAAUCACAGGCUCCUCCCACUCAGUGAUCAGAGGCAGACCAGUGCAUGUUCGAAUGUUGAUGACGUUUUUUUUUGUGUGUGUUUUAUAAACGCAUUUGUCUUUGAAUUGCGGUCCUUCACAUGUCUGAUGGUUUUCUUAGAACAAAGUCAUGGAUGUGGAGAAAAUGGACUCUUCCAGUGACUGUGCUUCGACUCCAUCUCCUCCUCUCAGCCCCUACAGGUGCAGUCACAGGUUCUCACACUUGUGCUUGUAGAUGUGCAUGUGUUUUAGGUUUUAUUUGGACUUCAGGAGGCUGACGUGCAGAGGGAUAAAUCAGAGGGAUAAAAGUAAAGCCGUCGCUUCCAUCAUGAGCGCUGUGACCUGCAAUUUCUCUCUACGUGACAUAAUCGGCGUCUCAUGAGCUGGACUUCGGACCGGAGCCAUCACCAGACAGUAAACUCAAUUAAAAAAAAAAAUCAAGAAGUCCGUCUCGCUGCUGUGCCUGAUUAAUCAGCGAGGAACGUUCUGUCUGAAAUAAAUCAUGUGUUCGUAGAUCUUUACUGGCAAUAUAUAAACAAAACGUCAGCGCAACAUCUUAAAAAAAAAAAAAAAAAGAACUACUCGAACCUGUAAAACUCCUGAAAAAGGACGAUUUGGGAAAUGGUUUGACUUUUCCUACACAGUGUAUAAAACUGCAGAGAAUGUAGUUCAUGUUAAAUCUGAAACUUUAGCUGAGUUUUUGUUUUACAAUAAAUGUUUAUUCGAGAUGAACGAGAGAAAAGCGGUGAGGAGGGAGCUGGUGGAUUGAGAGAGUCUCUGAAAUAAAUUAUUAAACCUUUAUCGAAA